CAUUCGCUUUUAUUUUAUUACAGUCAUCCCAUUCAAUCGCCACUGGAGACAACACAACCCCUCGCCCACGCUUCCCCUUCGAGAAUGCCCGUCCCCGUGCAGAACCCCUUCAAGAGCCGCCCGGUAGCCAGUCAACCCUGUCCCCGCGGCGCGCUACCUUGUGACGUCACCGAGGGAAGAGGCGGAUUCUCCUACCACCGGAAGACGUCUGAUUUUUUGAUUGGCUAGCCAGGACGUCCGUUAGGACGUGUUGCGCUUUUGGUGUGCACACCGAGUGUGGGCGGCCCUGUGGGGGUGUGUGGCAGGGGUUUCCAGACCCGGGACCAACAUACCAGCCCCUUCCAUCAGGGGUUCGGCUUAGGGUCGCCCCUGGCGGGCGGCUCUCGAAUCUUGAAGAACAGCACGCGAGCCCGGACCCUCCCGGGGCUGCGGAGGUCGGCAGGAAGAUGGCGGCAGCGUCGGUCUCUGAGACUUCGGCUUCUCAGUUCUCGAACAUCUUAGCAGAACCAUCAAAGUCUAAUGGAUGUAUGGCUCACGAUUCCUCAUCUCCACAUGUAAUAUAUCCACCUGAUAGGCCUUUCCUUAAUAGUGAUCUGCGACGUUCCCCAAAUAAGCCUACAUUUGCCUAUCCAGAAAGCAACAGCAGAGCUAUAUUUUCCGCUCUGAAGAAUCUUCAAGAUAAAAUUCGACGUUUAGAACUUGAAAGGAUUCAGGCAGAAGAAAGUGUGAAAACCUUGUCUAAAGAAACAAUUGAAUAUAAGAAAGUACUGGAUGAACAGAUACAAGAAAGGGAGAAUUCAAAGAAUGAGGAAUCAAAGCACAAUCAAGAGCUGACAUCUCAGCUGUUAGCUGCAGAAAAUAAAUGUAAUCUUUUAGAAAAACAAUUGGAAUACAUGCGUAACAUGAUAAAGCAUGCAGAAAUGGAGAGGACGUCUGUAUUAGAGAAACAGGUUUCCCUAGAAAGAGAACGACAACAUGAUCAAACGCAUGUUCAAAACCAGCUUGAAAAAUUGGAUCUUCUUGAACAGGAGUAUAACAAGCUUACCACGAUGCAGGCCCUUGCAGAAAAAAAAAUGCAAGAGUUAGAAGCAAAACUCCAUCAAAAAGAACAGGAAAGGAAAUGUAUGCAAGCUAAGGCAGCCCAGUUGCAGACUGGUCUAGAAACAAAUAGACUUAUCUUUGAAGAUAAGGCAACUUCAUGUGUUCCCAAUGCAAAAAGAAUUAAAAAAAAGAAGUCAAAACCACCAGAAAAGAAAGGUUCUAGGAACUAUUUUGCUGCACAACCACAUUAUAGAUUAUGCUUGGGUGAUAUGCCAUUUGUAGCUGGAAAGUCCACCAGCCCUAGCCAUGCUGUGGUAGCCAAUGUUCAGCAUGUCUUACAUCUAAUGAAGCAACACAGUAAAGUCUUGUGCAAUGAUCGAGUAGUCAGCAGUGUUCCUCUGGCAAAGCAAGUGUCUUCACGAAGUGGGAAAAGCAAGAAGUCAGCAACGCCUCCCCCGUCUAGCAGCAUUAAUGAAGAGCUGGCAGAAGUCUUAGAGACUUUACAAGAUGAAUUUGGGCAAAUGAGCUUUGAUCACCAGCAGCUUGCGAAACUUAUCCAGGAAUCACCAACCACUGAACUGAAAGACAACCUAGAGUGCGAACUGGAGGCAUUAGUGGGCAGGAUGGAGGCAAAGGCCAAUCAAAUAACUAAAGUUCGAAAAUAUCAAGCCCAGCUGGAGAAACAGAAGUUGGAGAAGCAGAAGAGGGAAUUAAGAACCACCAAAAAGACUCUUGAUGAAGAAGGAAACAGCAGCAGCCGUUCUUCUGCAACCACAGGGACCACAAAUAAGAAGGACUUUGCCAAACCAAGACCUGGAGAAAAAAGCAGGAAAAAUCUUCAGCUAUUGAAGGACAUGCAAACCAUACAGAAUUCAUUACAGAGCAAUAGUUUGUGUUGGGAUUACUGACUGGUACCAGGUCAUAAAUGUUAUUCUCAUAAUCCGUACCUCAUCAAUCAGAUGUUGACAGUUUACUUUCCAGGUCUCAUAGUCUUAUGUUGGAAUUAAUUAAUAGCAGGUAUUAAGGGGCCCAAGCUUCAUUACACAGGCUUCUUGUGUUAUGUAUCACAGCUAAAUGUUAAACCAUCUAAAUGGAAACCAGGGGAGUUUUAAAGGCCAAGAAGCCACACAUACUCUGUUUCUUUGUUUGAGAUGAAUUUGCUGUACUGAGAUAUUGCACUUUGUAAACAAAUUACCAAUUUUUUACUUGUGGGUGUGAUUUUUUUUAAAUAGUUCUAUAUAUCUAAGUAAAAUGAGGUUUAAAUUAUCAAAGUAUGAGGCUGUCCCAUAGGCAGUGUUUGAAGAGUCUCAUUUUUAAAUCUUCCCCUGGCGUGAAUCGCCCACUUCUCCUUUUCAAUGCAACCAUUAAAUGUACUUUGUUUCAACUAUUGAUGGAGGUUUUCUGUAUUUAAAUAUUUAUACAUAUUUAAGAGGAUUGUUUUCUUUUGCUUUUUGACACUUCAAACAUUGAUCAGUGUUAAAUACACCUUUAUCUGUGUUAAUCCACCAUUAAAAAUUUUUGAAGACCGAAGCAUUCAUUUUAAAUCAGUUAACUGUGAAGAUUACAAAAGCAUGUUUAAAACUAUAAACAGACUGUAAAUGAAGUAAAUGAGGUUUUAGAAUGAAGAGAGAACAGGAGGUGUUGUAAAGCAUAUAUGUUCGUAUUUUUAGAUAAUACCUGUUUGUAAUCAUGCUAUUUAUUUCAAGGCAUUAUGGUUUUUAAUCUUAAAACUUAGAAGAACCCCUUGGCUAUUUACUUUUAUUGGUGUACAGUGUGAGUGCAGUAUUAACUGUACACAUGGAAUUGUCAUUGUGUUAAUAAUGUAAAUCAUAAUUUUGAAUAGAUCAAGACAUGUUAACUUUUUAUAAAUUUGCCACUGAAAUCAAUAAAGCAGCUUUUUAAGGAAACACUGAAAUUUUCCUUAACAGCCUGUUAAUAAAGGCUUUAUUUGUUGCAGUCUCUCAAAAAAAUAAUACACUUUUAAAUAGGACAUUAACGUAUUAUGAGAAACAGUAAGAAUAUAUGGUAUUUAAUACAUAAUUUACUUGCCUUUUUCCAGCUUACAUAGAAACUAGGCCCAACAAAACUGGAUUAUCUCAUGGUACAUGUUAAGAUACUCUUAAGAAGAGUACUAAUGAACAUGUUAACUAGAUAUUAAAGCGAUUCCUCUUUUGCCUGCCCUGGGAUUGAAAUGGAGUUCUAGGAUUUUAUCUAGACAACAGCAUGAAUUGUAGUGGCUGGCUGGGCACUAAGCUUGUUAGGCCUUUUACUGAAUUCAUUGUCUACAAAGUUAGUUUUUAAGUAAGUGUCCUUAGAUUUGGGGGUAUUUGUGAAUCUCCUAAAAUUGUAUGUACACUUCUGCUUACAUGUACAGUUUUCUUCCUUAGUAAGCAAGGUAUGCUUACAAGCGGGCUGUAGACACCUGAAUUACACAUUUCGGUACAGUGUGGUGGUGGCAUGUGUACCACAGAGGCGGUGGCACAGAGGGAGGUGAGGCAUGGCAGAGAAGGGAGUGAUGAACAGGGAUCAUUUCCUGGGGAGGAAAUGAUGCCUAAACUCUACAGAAUGGGAAUAACCAAGGGAGAACAGUUCCAGGUCAACAAGGUAAAAUGAACAAAAGCAAGGAGGCAGGAAUCUGCCCUUUAUAUGGGAGAAUUGGGACUAGUUGAGCAGUAGUAGUACAUAAGAGUUGAGGUAUGCCAAUGAGAAUAGAAGGGUAAGCAGACAAGUGACAGGAGGCUCAGGAGCUUCGACUUAACCACACAGGCCUCUAAAUUUUAUAUCCCUGAUCAUAAAGGAAAAGGUACACCUAUGCAACCAAUAUGCAUAGAUAAUUAUAAAGUUAUAAAACAUAGAACUCUCCACUCAAAAGUUUUGUGUAAAUAUUUAAAAAGUGCUAAGACCACCCUCCCAGGCUUCCACACACCUCAAUGGAUUUUUUUUUCUUUUAGAUUUGUUAGCAACACCUUUAUUACAAGUGUUUUUCUUCAUUACAUGCAUUACAGAAUGGGUAUCAUUUGCAUGCACUGAAAUAACACUGCUGAACACAGCUUCAGCUAGCUUUGUUGGAAGUAUCUUUAUUAUGUCUUCUUAAAUACUUAACUACAUGCAUUACAAAAUGGGUGGGUAUCACUUCCAGUCCCUGAAAUGACACUGUGCUGAACACAGCUUGCAAGUAGCUGUGUUAGAAACAUCUUUAUUAUAAGGGUUUUUUUAAAUUGAACAAAUUUGACAUGUAACAUUGUAUAAAUUUCAAGGUGUACAAUGUGUUACCUUGAUAC
This is a messenger RNA of Physeter macrocephalus (sperm whale), 4322 nucleotides long. RefSeq names its product centrosomal protein 57 (gene CEP57). Gene Ontology annotation, cellular component: centrosome. NCBI's taxonomy places the organism in Eukaryota, Metazoa, Chordata, Mammalia, Artiodactyla, Physeteridae. Gene Ontology annotation, molecular function: microtubule binding; gamma-tubulin binding; identical protein binding. The record is from RefSeq and is a predicted model, not a curated record. The transcript has 11 exons. Bases 447 to 1949 code for a protein of 500 amino acids.